UGCGGCGCGCGCGGCAGCAGUUGGACUGCGGCGGGCGGCGGUUGAAAGGUCUUCGGAGGCGCUGUUCUUCACUGUUCUACCUCGCGCACUAUGUCCGGCCGCGGCAAGACUGGCGGCAAGGCCCGCGCUAAGGCCAAGUCGCGCUCUUCGCGCGCGGGUCUCCAGUUCCCUGUGGGCCGAGUACAUCGGCUGUUGAGGAAGGGCCACUACGCCGAGCGGGUGGGCGCCGGCGCGCCGGUUUACCUGGCGGCGGUGCUCGAAUACCUCACCGCUGAGAUCCUGGAGCUGGCGGGCAACGCGGCUCGCGAUAACAAGAAGACGCGGAUCAUCCCUCGCCACCUGCAGCUGGCCAUCCGCAACGACGAGGAGCUCAACAAGCUUCUGGGCGGCGUGACGAUCGCUCAAGGGGGCGUCCUGCCCAACAUCCAGGCCGUGUUGCUGCCCAAGAAGACCAGCGCCACCGUGGGGCCGAAGGCGCCAGCGGGUGGCAAGAAGGCCACCCAGGCCUCUCAGGAGUACUGAGGGGUGCCCGCGCUGCGACCGGCUGUCCAGCCCUCCCCAUGCUACCACAAAGGCCCUUUUAAGGGCCACCACCGCCCUCACGGAAAGAGCUGAGCCACGUAGGGCUGCUAGGCGUGCGAACCGCGGCGCCCGGCCCCCUCCCCUCGCGUCCCCGCCGCCUCUCGCCCUCCCCUCCCCCGCGCCCGCACGGCCUGCCGCGGCGCUAGAGGGCCUCGGUCCUUGUCCUGGCUACUGGGAGGAGGGGCGGGCUGGCGUCUUCCUCCGGCUCGGGGCCCUUCAGCCACGGAGGACGGGGCUGGAGGCGCAGCACCUGUCCGCCUUGGUGUGGGUGACUCAGCCGCCGCCCCAUUCUCAGAAUUGCUGGUGGGUUGCGGUGAGGCCGCAGCACCUUCUGGAAGACUUGGCUUUCCGCUUUUACGUAGGGCUGAGGUGGGCAGCCAAGGCCAAGAAGCCGGUAGCCCUUAAGGUGAGUUCCUCAGUUGCUGCAGCCUGGAUGUGUCUGUUCUUCAGCGUGGUGCUUAGUUCUUGCCAGGACUUCAGACGUUGACUGUUGAUUUCCAGGCUUUGAGAGAAUCGAUCACUUGUUUUGGUUUGGUGCCCCCUUGAUGCCAAGUCCCAGAAUUUUCAGUCAUCUCCAUCUUCAUUCAUAGGCCUAUGUGGUGUGGCCAGGACAAAUCUGAUCUUUCCUCCUGAGAUGACUCCUAGGAAGAAGUUUGGGAGAUGGCAAAGGCCUCCAGUUUGGACUUAGAGCUGGUUGUGUAGAUAGCAGUAGAGUUGUUUGCGCUGAAAGAGACUGAAAACUGGGCCUGUCGGGCCUAACAACCCCAUUUCCCCUUCCAGCCACUCAACUCGGCAAUCCAAGCACCUAGAUACCAGCACAUGUCAGUUAAUCUCUGGACUGAAUCUCUCUUGGUUUCUGAACUGGAAUUUUGCAGCUAACCCAUCCACGACUAGAACCUUAAGUAUUGGGGAGUUUCAGAUGGUCUAAUUUUGUUUAUUAAAGGAUUUUUUU
This is a messenger RNA of Sciurus carolinensis (gray squirrel), 1534 nucleotides long. RefSeq names its product histone H2AX. Lineage: Eukaryota; Metazoa; Chordata; Mammalia; Rodentia; Sciuridae. Gene Ontology annotation, biological process: DNA damage response. Gene Ontology annotation, cellular component: nucleosome. Gene Ontology annotation, molecular function: structural constituent of chromatin; protein heterodimerization activity; DNA binding. The coding region runs from base 91 to 522 and encodes 143 amino acids. The record is from RefSeq and is a predicted model, not a curated record. The transcript has a single exon.